UGCUACUGUCACUUCUGCCGCUGCCGCCGUUGUUACAGAUUUUGCUUUUGCUCCUUCUACCGCAUGACAAUUGUUUUCCUCGUCUAAGCAGAUACCAGCCUCAGAUGCUCAAGUAAUGGACUGUGAUAGAGUUAAGGCCUUUUGGAGGUGAGCUGUUUGAGAGCUGAUACUUAAACAUGUCUGAAGUAGCUGCCGACACUUUCCCCAGCCCCUCAGCUCAGCUGAGCCCUGAUGCGUCCCUCAACGGGCUCCCGGCUGAGGAGAACAUGCCGGGGACCCAAAGAGAGGACAGGAGGGUCCAGGGAAUAGCAGGCCUUGCCGCGACCUGCUGUGUGUGCCUGGAGGCAGAGCGACUGAAGGGCUGCCUCAACUCUGAAAAGAUCUGCAUCGCCCCUAUCCUGGCUUGCCUGCUCAGCCUUUGCCUCUGCAUUGCUGGCCUCAAGUGGGUCUUUGUGGACAAGAUUUUUGAGUAUGACUCUCCUACCCACCUUGACCCUGGGAGGAUAGGACAAGACCCAAAGAGCGCUGUGGAUCCUACAGCUCUGUCUGCCUGGGUGCCUUCGGAGGUGUAUGCCUCACCCUUCCCCGUACCUAGCCCCAAGAGCAAGGCUGAAGUGACAGUGCAAAAUGACAGCUCGUUUGUGCCCUCCAAACCGUUCCUCCAGCCUUCUCUGUAUAACCGCAUCCUAGAUGUUGGGUUGUUGUCCUCUGCCGCACCUUCGCUGUCACCACCCGCCCUGGAGCCUACCACAACGUCUCAGGCGCAAGCAACAGAAACCAAUCUCCAAACUGCUCCAAAACUUUCUACUUCUACAUCUACAACUGGGACAAGUCAUCUCACAAAAUGUGACAUAAAGCAGAAAGCCUUCUGUGUAAACGGGGGAGAGUGCUACAUGGUUAAAGACCUCCCGAACCCUCCAAGAUACCUGUGCAGGUGCCCAAAUGAAUUUACUGGUGAUCGCUGCCAAAACUACGUAAUGGCCAGCUUCUACAAGCACCUUGGGAUUGAAUUUAUGGAAGCUGAGGAACUGUACCAGAAACGGGUGCUGACCAUAACUGGCAUUUGCAUUGCUCUUCUAGUAGUUGGCAUCAUGUGUGUGGUGGCCUACUGCAAAACCAAGAAGCAGAGGAAAAAGUUGCACGACCGCCUUCGGCAGAGCCUGCGCUCCGAAAGGAACAAUGUGACGAGCAUGGCCAAUGGGCCGCACCGCCCCAACCCUCCACCGGAUAAUGUCCAGCUAGUGAACCAGUACGUUUCAAAAAAUGUUAUCUCCAGUGAGCAAGUCAUCGAGCGAGAAACAGAGACCUCAUUUUCUACAAGCCACUACACCUCAACAACACAUCACUCCGUGACAGUCACCCAGACAUCCAGCCACAGCUGGAGCAAUGGCCACACUGAAAGCAUCCUCUCUGAAAGCCACUCUGUGCUCGUCAGCUCAUCCAUGGAGAACAGUAGGCAUGCCAGCCCAUCAGGACCCCGGGGCCGCCUCAGUGGCAUUGGUGGGCCACGGGAAGGAAACAGCUUCCUCCGGCAUGCAAGAGAGACCCCUGACUCCUACCGAGACUCUCCUCACAGUGAAAGGUAUGUCUCAGCUAUGACAACACCAGCUCGCAUGUCACCCAUCGAAUUCCACACUCCAACUUCUCCCAAGUCACGCCCCUCCAAAAUGUCACCACCGGCUUCCAGCUUGACCGUCUCCAUCCCUUCAGUGGCAGUGAGUCCCUUCAUAGAAGAGGAGCGACCACUGCUCCUGGUGACCCCACUGCAGCUACAUGAGAAGUAUGACCAACACCUUCAGCAAUUCAACUCCUUCCACCACAAUGCUGCUCAUGAGAGCAACAGCCUGCCACCAAGUCCUCUGCAGAUAGUGGAAGAUGAGGAAUAUGAGACCACACAGGAGUAUGAACCAGCACAGGAGCCUCCAAAGAAACUCACCAACAGCCGAAGGAUCAAAAGAACAAAGCCAAAUGGCCACAUUUCCAGCAGGGUGGAAGCAGACUCCGACACAAGCUCUGACAGCAGCAGCUCCGAGACUGAAACCGAAGAUGAAAGAAUAGGUGAGGAUACACCGUUCCUGAGCAUACCGAACGCCGUGGCGACCAGUCUGGAGCCGACUGCUGCCUACCGGAUGGCUGAAAGCAGGACUAACCCGGCGAACCGCUUCUCCACACCGGAAGAGUUGCAAACAAGGUUGUCCAGUGUGAUAGCUAACCAAGACCCUAUUGCUGUAUAAAACAUAAACCACAUAGAUUCACAUGUAAAACUUUAUUUUAUAUAAUGAAGUAUUCCACCUUUAAAUUAAACAAUUUAUUUUAUUUUAGCAAUUCCGCUGAUAAAAAAACAGGAGAGGGAAAAAAACUUUUAUAAAUUAAAUAUACCUAUGUACAAAUGUGUUAUGUGCCAUAUGUAGCAAUUUUUUACAGUAUUUCAAAAAUGGGGAAGAUAUCAAUGGUGCCUUUAUGUUAUGUUACGUUAAGAGCAAGUUUUGUACAGUUACAAUGACGGCUGUCCCAUAGUAUUUUGCAAAACCUUCUAGCCCUCAGUUGUUCUGGCUUUUUUGUGCACUGCAUUAUAAUGACUGGAUGUAUGAUUUGCAAGAGUCGCAGCAGUCCCUCUGGUUGCUUGCUGUAGAAUCCCCAGAUCAAAAAGCCCUGUGAUGGCACUACCACCUUACCCACCCCACCAGAAAAACACACACAUGCGGGAGAAAAAAAGAAAAGAAAAAAAAAAAACCAAAACAAAAAGAAAAAAAAAAACAGCAAAAAAAAAAAAAGCUGAGAAAAAUAACAAAAAAAAUAUUUUCUUCUAUAAGGAGUUUUAUUUGCUUUCUGUAUAUGAGAUGAGUUUUGUCUGCUCUCUGCCAGCCAAAAGGUUUGCUUCUUUGAGCACUGGAAUAAUAGUAGAUCCAACAGCAUGCUACUAUUAAUUACAGCAGGAUAACAAAAAAAAAAAAAAAAAGCGCCAACCUGCAUUAAAUAAUGUUACUUAUAGAAAGAAAGUAAUACUGUGAUUUUAAACCAAAUAUAUUAUUAAUCAGAGGUCAGCUUGUAAUCACUAGGAGCUGCCAUUUCAUUAUUUUCCAGAUAUUAAUUGUUCUAGUUAUCCCUUAGAAAACGGGCUUAGGUUAGCUGAGGCUUUGAACCCAGUACUCUAUUAAAAAAAAAAAAAAAGGAAAAAAAAGAAAAAGAAAAAAAGAAAAUAUAUUAGUUUAAGUUAAUGGGGCAAAUAUAAUAGCAGUUAUCUGUAACCAAGCAAGGAAGAGAUUUAGCUGGAAAACAAAUGCCACUAAUAAAAGUGCAAUCAGUUUUCACCUCUUUUUUUAAUGUUGAUUUCUAAUAGGAGAUUUAUCUUUUUAUUUCCCCUUAAUUAUCUCUCCUUUCUUCUCAGAUUAAGCCCUGACAAGCUUCUAGCAAUACCUUGUUAGAGUUUCUGCUGGAGUAAGGGUUACUUUUGGACAGAGAAAUGACUUUCAGGGAAGAAACGAUUUGCUGAAUAGUAAAGGGUACAGGCAAGUAGGAGGGACAUAGCAGAAGCAUGAACUUAAUUUCUACUUGCCUUUAUUGUCUCCAUUAUUUGGGAUGAGAGAGGCAAGGCUGAUGGAAAGCCUGUUUAUGAAGGCAAACACACUAUGUAGGUUACAGCUGCAGUCUGCGUGGCUAUUUCAUGUAAGUGUCUACAUAGCCAGUGAUGGUCUUGAAGUCUUUGACUAGUAAUGAACAAAGAUGCUGUCAGUGCUGGAGUGGCUGCAUUUGUUCAGAAGCAAAUGGCCUCUUUUGCAGUGAAUUCCUAUCAGUUUAGUCAGGGUCACUCUGCCUCCUGUCUUCUUUUGAUUUUUGUUGUAUGUUCAGUUGGCACAGCAUAGACUCAGGACUGAUGUGGAAAACAAAUGUUUUUCCUAGACUCCGGGGAUUCUGAAAAUGAGAACAUAUGUUUUACAGGUAUUACUGGACUCUAAAUAAGAGCCAUGUCAAGAGAAAAGGAAUUUCAGCCAAACUACACUCAUCCUUUGGGCCACAUCCUGGUCCCAGUUAAAUGAAGAGAAAUAAGUCAAGAAAAUUUUGUGAGAUGUAAACCUGAGGAAUUAAAGUCCCGACUCAGUAAAUUGUUCGAGCAUAUGCUUAUGCUAAUCCCAGCAAAAGUUUAUUCAGCAUGUGUUAGACUCCCGUUGAUGUAUCCAGUGCAUGCAUAAAGUUAAGCAUGCGCUUAAGAGGUUUGCUUAACAAGGUGACCUACUGAUUUGAGACCUAGAAGCAAAGUCAAGUAAAUGGAGCUGUUUAUCAGGAUGAUGAAAAUCAGUGAGUCCCUCACUGUAUGAGUAAACCACAUUACAUUAGUAAUGGGUGAGUCUGUCUGACCAUCUGAUUCAGCAGAAAGAGAACAAAAAACCCUUGGUAUAGGAAGAACAUAAUGACAAAGUUGUACACUAAGGUGUUGGUGAUAAAAGCAAAAGGCUGGGAAACUAGCAUAGCCUUGGCUACAUGGUGGCUGAAAUACCACAACCUCUUAUUUGAGAAGUCUAUGGGAGAUGGUGAAGUUUAUCGAAUACAUACAGUUUGGAUUUAAGUCCCCUUUGUAAUUCUUUUCCCUAGCUGGCAUGUACUUAAACACACUUUGCCUUUGCAGACAAAAGCUCUCCAUGAAUUCUAGAUACCACACAGUCAUUUUCAUCCCUUUAGUCAUGGCUAUCUUCAAUUCCAUGCAGCAGAACAUCCACCUCCCCAGCAAUUUAGUAGUACAGAGGGCCAGGUGGGCUUUCCUGAUGCAGACAAGUUUUCAAAGGCUUUGCACUGUUGAGUUUCCAGAGACACACUUGAAAAUCUGUCCUUUAUGUAAGGUCUCUGACACUGCAAUGAUCUUACAGGACAGACAAGACAGGAAAAAGAUGGUGGAGGAACAAGAGAUUUGCCCCAAAAUCACCCAUUUUAGUGGCAGAACACAGUUUAUAACACAGGUCUUUUCCAAUUUUCUCCAGUAUAGAUAACCCAUAAGGCCAGCUCUCAUUAAAGUGUCUGUGAUAGCCCAGACAGAUUAAUCAGGAUGGAAAGGGAACUUGUCUUGAAAUGGAGUAAAUUAUUUGACUACUAACACCAUUAUUAUGGAGGGCCAGUAUAAAAUGAAGGAGCAAUUGUAUGCUUGGGAGUUGUACAUGUGAGAUUUAUUCAUUGUAGGUCUAGAGAAAAAUGUUACACCUCUUGUGUGUUGCAGUGCCUCAAAGUCAAAAUGGCAUGCAGCCAUUGCUCCUUCUCCCCAGUACAUAUAGUAGUGUGUUAUCAGAUACCAGAUAAGCAUGAAAUUAGGCUGGGGACUUCACAUGGACCUAAGAACAAGAAAAUACAAUUGGGGAUAUGGCUGCCUAAGCCCUUAGGUCUUUGGGGAGAGCCCAGCCUUACAGCACAAUUCAUGCAACAGCGAAUUAUGGGAGUUGCCCUGGCCUGGCACUCACAGAAGUAGAAGCAGGAUGCUGCCCCUCACCUCUGGACUUCUUUUAGCAUACUGUGAGGGUGCUCUGUGUCAGUCAAGUCCACAUCCCAGAGUUAGCGAGUCUACAUGGCCAGAGGUUCAGCUGACAGGCUGCAGUCAGCUCCUGCUUGACAAGCAGCUGGAAGAUGCAGCAGCAUGAAACAGAGCCAGCAAGUGCCUACAGGAAGGGCCAGCUCCCCUUUUGGGGGUAUUUGCUUCAUUACCCAGACCUCUGAGCUAGGCAGUCCCAACACCCACCCCUGAGCAAUUACCCCUGUGUAACCCUUGCCAACUUCUGGCUGAAAGUCACGGCAAGGAGAUAUUUUGAAGGAGACAUUGAAGAGCGGGGAAAAUAUUCCAGUGGCGGUAGAGUUGUUCAGAUUGCCCUGAUUUCUUUUCAUUUAACUUGAGCUGUGAGUUUUUCUUGCUUAUGUGUUUAUAUGCAAGAAUUAUUCCAGAAUAAAAGGUUUCUUUCAGGGUGUAUAGCUGGAAUAUGUUGUGCACUACCUGGUACAGCCUGCCUAUUCCACUGGUGCAAAUCAUCACAGCUCCUCAGAGGUUCUCAUGUAACCAAGAAAAAAAUACUCCCUCCUCUUGGCCCAGCUAUUCCCUUCUCACUUGAGCCAUCCCCAAGACCCCACAGAUUUAAGAGAUCAAUCAAUCACUGCCUUUAUCAGGGAAGCAGGAAAGCUCCUUCUCUUUCCAGUCCUCCAAAACAACAACACUGCAUCUCCCUGCUUCUCACACACAUUGCAAGAAGUUCCUGAGCAUCCAGGAUAGUAAAUUUUUGUCUCCUCUAAGGACACACUUCUUAGCCUGUUGAGUACUUCCUGGCCCUGCAGUGUGGCUACUUAACAUCAGCUGGGACUUACUUCUAGUAAGAAACAAAAAAGCACCUAUGAAAUGCUGCAGAGAAGGGCAGACAAAGAACAUGGCCAAUUAUCAUCAUUUGUAAUUCUCUACCCUAUUGUAAAUACAUCUUGUACAUAUUUGGAUGUUUUCAUCACUUACUGUCUUUAUGAAUGGUGUGUUAAAUGAGACUUAGUUUAUUGUGUAACACUGUAAAUAACAUAACGUGCUUUAUUAUUUAUGCAUAGGCAUCUAACACGCAGAGAAAGUUAUCCUCAUAUUAUUUUAAGAUAUAUGUCAAAACUAUGUUGCAUUUUUCUUUUUGCUUUGAAAAAAAAAUUGUAAUAUAUCCUCUUUUUCCCCUCUUUUCCUUUAAAAGAAAAAUGAAUGCUAAUUUAUUGUUCAGGAGAGAAAGGGGAUGUAACUGAAAGGCAAACUGUUCAAAGAACAUGCUAUGGAAGCCACAAGCUACUGAUAAACUAAAGAAUUUAUUAUCCCAAAUACAGCAAUAAGUAAUUGUUGAUUUAUUAAGGUUUUGUUAUUCAUUUUCAGUAAAAGAGGUGCUGGAUGAAAUUGUUUAUGUGUUCUACUGGCCCAGCUGCUCAGCAGGCUGAGUCAGGUCACUAGCCACCA
Molecule: messenger RNA, 6943 nt
Organism: Neopsephotus bourkii (Bourke's parrot)
Lineage: Eukaryota; Metazoa; Chordata; Aves; Psittaciformes; Psittacidae
Gene: NRG1
Product: neuregulin 1
Exons: 10
Coding region: 177-2234 (685 amino acids)
Biological process (GO): activation of transmembrane receptor protein tyrosine kinase activity; nervous system development; animal organ development
Molecular function (GO): protein tyrosine kinase activator activity; chemorepellent activity
Source: RefSeq, a predicted model, not a curated record